CUGAUAUUCAGUUACAGUAGUAGUUGGGAGGUUUUGCUCUUGUAGAAUAGAUAGUUUGUUGUGCUCUCAGAUCUGUGACCUUCAUUAAAAUAGCAUCAAUUAAUUAAAAACCGUGUAUUGAGUGCCAUAGCAGCAUGUGUGUUUAAAAUAUUAUUUAUAAUUAAUUAAUAAAAAAUAUGAAUCUAUGAAGUGUUAGUUGAUGACUGACUCAUGGCACAAUGUCAUCCUUUGAUAAACUGAAGCUACUCAUUUGGAAGAAUUUCCUCCUUCAAAGAAGGCACAAAUGGCAAACUAUAUUCGAGAUAGCAUCACCUGUAAUAUUCUCUCUGUUCCUAAUACUGACAAGAUGCUUAGUCGAUCCAAAAUCGAAACCAGAUGUCAGCUAUCCACCAUUUGCCCCAACAUACUUCAAUAUGACUGGACGAAAUUUAGGCAAUCUCACCACAGCAAAAACAGGAACUCUGGCCUUCUCACCUGACAAUGAACUGACUAGAACUGUAACUAGGAAUGCCAUCACUAUGGUGGCUGAUGAAAACUUCCUAAUACUCCUGGCCUACCUAUUCGACUCAGACAUGCCUAAGCCUAAAGGUUUUAAGAACGCUAAAGAAAUGGAAUUAGCUCUGACCCAACCAAAUGUUAUGAACCAAAUACUUGUUGGGAUUCAAUUUGAUGACAGUAUGGCUAAUGCCACUGAAUGGCCUGAUGAUAUUAAGGUAACUCUGAGGUUCCCGGCGGUUAUGAGAACGCCGAUGGUAGAACAUCCGUUGAGGGCAAGCUGGAGAACGAAUUUGUUGUACCCGUUGUUCCCGCGACCUGGCCCCCGCGACCCCGACGACAUGUAUGGCGGGAAGACACCAGGCUAUUCCCCGGAAAUGUUCCUAGCAGUCCAGCAUGCUAUAUCGCAAGAAAUCAUAAAACAGAAGGCUGGGAAACCGAUCAACACUAAAGUGUAUUUACAACGUCUACCUCAACUGGCGUACAGAGAGGACCAACUGCUGGCCGCGCUCGAGAGAUUCAUAUCGAUGAUCAUCAUGCUCUGUUUCGCGUAUACCUUCGUCAAUACCGUCAGAGUUGUUACCUUUGAAAAAGAACUGCAAUUAAAGGAAACAAUGACAAUAAUGGGUCUUCCGUCGUGGCUGCACUGGUUGGCAUGGUUCAUUAAACAGUUUUCAUUCCUAUUGAUAUCUGUUAUACUCAUUGUAAUAUUAUUUAAGAUACCAUUCAACCAUACGGUGGCUGGCGACGGAUACUCAGUCCUAACGUUUACACCAUGGACAGUUUUGUUUUUCUUUAUGGUGUUAUUCGUUAUCGCUUCAUUAGCGUUCUCUUUUAUGAUCAGCGUAUUCUUUUCUCGAGCCAACACCGCUGCAUCGUUUAUGGGCCUAGCGUGGUUCUCAGCGUACUCUAUAUUCAUGCUCACACAAGUACUCUACGAAGAUAUAAGUCUGACAACAAAACUAGUACUAAGUUUGAUAUCUAAUACGGCGAUGGGAUAUGCUUUCCAAAUGAUCAUUAUGUGCGAGGGAACUUCCAGAGGCCUACAAUGGAACGAAUUCUUCACUCCUGUUUCCUACCACGACCAACUCCAGCCGGGCCACAUCGCUCUAAUGCUUAUUCUCGACACAAUAUUAUACAUGCUCAUUGCCAUGUAUGUGGAGAAAAUAAGGCCCGGCCUGUACGGAGUGCCACUGCCUUGGUACUUCCCGGUCACGAAAAGCUUUUGGCGACCGAACAAGCACAAAGUUGAAGACGCGACUAGGAGGUACUCUAAAGACCUGGAGUACAAUGCUGCGCUGCUCAAGGUCGUACAUGAUGAAGAGCCAAAAGGUGUGUCGACGGGCGUCAAUAUACAGAAUCUGACAAAAAUAUACAAGGGCCGUAAAAAAGUCGUCGAUAACUUGAACCUAAGGAUGUAUGAAAACGAGAUUACUGUUUUACUGGGUCAUAACGGAGCAGGGAAAACUACCACCAUAUCGAUGCUUACAGGAAUGGUGCCCCCAACUUCAGGGACAGCGUUUAUCAACGGGUACAAUAUAGUGCAUGAAACCGGCUUAGCUCGUAAGUCACUGGGCAUAUGCCCGCAACACAACGUGCUUUUCCCAGACCUCACGGUCGCCGAACACAUCAUAUUUUAUUCAAGAUUAAAAGGGGUACCGAAAUGUAAAUUGAAUGAAGAAGUCGAUCAUUUCGUCAAACUAUUGGAUUUGGAACAGAAGCGUGACGUGACGUCGAACAAGUUGUCCGGGGGUCAGAAGCGUCGUCUAUCCGUGGGGGCUGCGAUGUGCGGCAACUCGCGCGUAGUACUACUCGACGAGCCGACGUCCGGCCUUGACCCGGCCGCCCGCCGCGCGCUCUGGGACCUACUGCAAAAGGAAAAGAAAGGUCGAACUAUGUUAAUCACAACACACUUUAUGGACGAAGCGGAUGUUCUCGGCGAUCGCAUAGCCAUUAUGUCCGGAGGUCGGCUACAGUGUAUCGGCACGCCAUACUUCCUCAAAAAACAUUACGGCAUUGGGUAUAAAAUGACCAUCGUGAAAGGAGAGAAUUGCGUCGCUGAUCAUGUGACUAAAUUCUUCAAAAACUACGUGCCUGAUAUUAAAGAAAAUACUAAUAUUGGUUCUGAAUUAACAUAUAUAUUGCCGAGUGACCAUGUUAGCAAAUUCCCGGAUAUGCUGAAAGAAUUUGAGGCGAAGAAAGAAUCGUUGAACGUUUCUAGCUAUGGACUAUCAAUCACCAGUUUGGAAGAAGUUUUUAUGAAGGCAGGUGCAGAAGAUUUGGAGGCAACAUCUGCGAAGAAAACUCGAACUGCCAAUGAAUACAAUGACGUUGCUGUGGUACCUAUUGAAAAUGAUCAAUGUUCUUCGUAUAGCGAACCUAUCCAAAAAGUACGCGGAGUGAAACUUUUGAGGAACCACAUUAAGGCAAUGUUCCUGAAACUGGCCUAUAACACUAUGAGAAACAAACUGACCACCCUCAUACAGUUCGUGACGCCGAUAAUUAACAUAACAAUAUCUGUAAUUAUCUCAAGGUCUUGGAAGUUUUUAUCACAAUUGCCGCCGUUGAAGUUAAGUUUGGAAAGCGGAUUCCCGACGACUCAGACACUCAUGUCACAAGUCGGUGUCACUGAUGGUAGCAUAGAGGCUAAAAGUAUGAUGGCGUAUAAGGAUUAUUUUAAAACAUCGACGUAUCCGGGAAUGGGGCUAACAGACCUAGGAACCUCAGACUUAGGGAAGUUUUAUUUGAAAAUGAGUGCAGCUGAUCUAGCUCGCGUGAGGUAUGAGCUAUUGACUGGCGCGACGUUUGGCAAGGGAAACAUCACGGCCUGGUUCAGUAACUAUGGUUACCACGACUCGGCGAUUUCGCUUGCGCUCGUCAACAAUGCAAUCCUCGGCGCUUUGUCGCCCGGGAGCACGUUGAGUAUUGUCAAUCAUCCUCUACCGUACUCCAUAGAGCAUUUGGUAAAAGUUAUGGCUUCUGGCAGCAGUAUGGGAUUUCAGUUCGCAUUUAACAUCGGCUUUUGUAUGGCUUUCGUGACGGCGUUUUUGGUACUGUUUCCUAUUAAGGAGCGCAUAAGCGGCGCGAAGCUCCUCCAGCGCGUGUCCGGAGUGCGGCCGGCGGUCAUGUGGGUGACGGCGCUCGUGUGGGACUGGCUCUGGUUGUUCCUCGUCUAUCUGUGCAUCAUACUGACUCUAGCUUGCUUCCAAGAGAGCACGCUGUCCACGCCUACUGAGUUAGGCAGAGUACUUCUAGUCCUCAUGGUGUUCUCAAUAGCGACAAUACCAUUACAUUACCUCGCAUCGUUCUUCUUCGACGCGGCCGCUACCGGCUUCUCAAAAAUGUGCUUUAUGAACAUUUUUACUGGUUGCAUGCCAUUUUUAAUCACCGAAUUAUUGAGAUUACCAGAAGUAGGCAGUCCGUUUUACGCUCAUCUGUUCGACUGGAUUUUUUCUCCGUUGCCUAUUUACUGCAUCAGUAGAAGUUUCAGGGACAUGAGCGUGUCAGCGUUCUCUCUGCUCGCGUGCGACGGCCUCUGCCACCAGCUGAACAUCGACAACUGCACUCGUCACACCAUCUGUCACAAGCUCAACCUCUCCGUGUGUUGUAUCGACGACGACCCGUUUAUGAAAUGGGAUGAGCCCGGCAUCGGCAGAUACCUGUUCAUGAUGAGCGUAGUCGGCAUCAUAGCCUUCACUAUACUGCUUAUCAAGGAAUAUGAGCUGCUUAACAAGGUGUUCUACAAGUCAAGUACCAAAGCAACGCCGGCUAUAGCUGGUGAGGACAGCGACGUGGCGGCCGAGCGCAGCCUCGUUGAGAACAUGUCUCGAACUCACAUACCGAGCCACAGCCUCGUGUGCAAGGACCUCACUAAGUUCUACAAGCAUUUCCUAGCAGUCAAUAGGAUUUCGUUUGCGGUGCACAAGGCGGAGUGUUUCGGGCUGCUGGGCGUGAACGGCGCGGGCAAGACGAGCACGUUCCGCAUGCUCACGGGCGACGCGCACAUCUCCGCAGGGGACGCCUUCGUGCACGGACUGCCCAUCAAGACGCAGCUGCAGGACGUCUACAAGUGCAUCGGUUAUUGCCCUCAGUUCGACGCGUUGUUCGACAACCUGACAGGUCGCGAGACAUUGCGCGUGUUCUGUCUUCUCCGCGGUAUUCCCGUGAGGGAGGGCAACGCGCGAGCCAUGCGCCUUGCUGAGGCACUCGGAUUUACUAGGCACUAUGAUAAGAAGGUACAUGAAUGUAGCGGAGGAACUAAAAGAAAAAUCAGCACAGCAGUUGCGCUGUUGGGAGAUGCACCUUUAAUAUUCCUAGAUGAACCUACCACAGGCAUGGACCCCGCCUCCAAGCGUUUAGUGUGGAGCUGCAUAAGCGAGGCGGUGUUGUCGGGCCGCAGCGUCGUGCUGACGUCACACAGUAUGGAGGAGUGCGAGGCGCUGUGCUCGCGACUCACCGUCAUGGUCAACGGACGGUUCUACUGCCUCGGGCCGUUGCAACACUUGAAGAAUAAGUUCUCGCAAGGUUAUACGUUGAUAGUGAAAUGCAAAACCGGCGCCGACAGGGAUACAGACGUAAUCAAUAUAAAUCAAUACAUAACGGAGAACUUCAACAAUGCCAGAUUAAUUGAAUCAUACCUCGGUAUAAGUACAUACUACCUGAGCGACGUUGGCCUGCCUUGGUGGAAGGUGUUCGCAGUUAUGGAGGAAGCCCGAACCCAGUUCCCGAUCGAAGACUACUCCGUCUCGCAGACCACGUUGGAACAGGUUUUCUUAACGUUCACACGACAACAGGGCGUGGCGGAAUCCUGAGGUAUAUUACACGAAUUUUAAUUACAUCAGGGUAAACAGCUGAUAAUCGGAUAUGUAUUGAAUCUCUUUAGUAAUCGACGAUAGAAUAUAUAAUACUGGUUGUUACGCUCCAGAAGACAUCUAGUUUUUUGAUGACAUUAGAAAAUAGACUCUGAAGGUAUGAGUAUAAAGUGCAUAAUUGUUUGAACAUCGUGGCCUAGAGCAAACGCAAGUUUUUUACCUUGGUCAAGUAUGAAUAAGCUUUCAACCAACGUGUUUAAAGUCUAUUUUCGAGUGACAUAAAAAGUCCUCUCCUGUUUGUUUAAGAUCUCGAAGGUUAUGCGGACUUUUAAACUAUCGCCGAUUAAUUAAUAUUACGUGAAAAUCCAAAGAUCCGGUUGAAUAACGUCGUAUCUGCGACUAUACAUAGUACUUAAUAUGUAUUUAUAUGAAUAUUAAAACGACGUAACUAUUUUGUAUGUGGAUUUAACUUAUAGAUAAUAUAUUCCAAGUGUAUCGUUAAAUGUUGAUGUUUAUGUGUUUGAGAACUAUAUACUCAAUGCGUACAAUGUGUAUUCAAUGCAAUAGUUUUAAUAGGAACAAUUUGUAAUUGUAUUGACGUUGAUUUGUGUACUACGUACUAAACUUGCUGUGAUUCAAUCUUAUUUACUGCCCAUUCAUCAUCAGUUGCCUCUAACAUCUAUUACAGAUGAUUCAGACAGCAGCCGUGUAUUUUUUUUUGUUUUGGCAACUUGCGCUGUCAACGCAAUAUUGUUAUAAAAAUAUGGCAGCUAUUCUAACAGCUAUGAUUUUUUAAAUGUGAGUUUAUUUGUUAGCAUCCUAUAUUCAUUGCUCAGUCUGCUGGUCUAGUGGUUGGAGGCCCUGACUGCUAAGCGAAAGGUCGUGGGUUCGAUUUCUACCCAGGACAGAUAUUCGUACUAUGAGCACGACCAUUUUACUCUUAAUACAAACUUUUUUAUUUUAUUUAUUUGCUUACUUUGACACUAGAUGGCGUUGUGUGAAACUUGCGUAAUAUUAUAUUUAUUUUAAGUUUUCUUUGUAUACCUUCUUCAACCUGUGAUUUAAAGGGUGAGGUCGUGAGAACUCAAGUCCAUAGUACAUAUAAUCAAUGUUUGUUCAUAAGAUGAUAUUGAAAUAAUGAAUGUCGAUUAGCUAAACUGAAUUUCAACGUAAGCUCCUCAUUGUACUUAACCAACCAUCAUGUAAUAAUUGAAUCUCCAUAUUUAAAUCUGAAAGUCUACUUUUGACCUGCAUUUGUUCAAAAUUUCAAGACGCGCUUCUAAACCGUCGUUUCUGACGUCACUUGUUAGCAAUAUAGAUGAAAAUCGCACGUUAUGAAAAGUGCAUGUUAGUUUGUACCAUAACACUUCGCAAGUUAUAAAUGUAUUUGCAUUGCCUGCUUUCGCACAUAUGGACACAAAAAAAAAAAAAAAGUGACUCACCGUGGUCACCUCGUGGACUAUAAUUAGCCAACCUGUCAAAAAGUUCAACUCAACGCAGACAGGGAAUAUACACAUAUUUUGGGACUCGGCUGUCUUCAUCGAACGGUCGCUUUUAGAUAGGUAAACUAAAUAUCCACCAUCGUCAUUCCACUCAGAUCUGAACACGUUAUUACAAAUCUCAAGUUGACAUCUCAAAUAUUUUUCUGAUAUACGUUUAAUUUAAGUUAAUAGUACAACCUAGACAAAUAUACAACGUAGUUUCUGGAGUAAAUAGUUCAAAUAUUUUAUUUUUAAUUUUAAACUUAAGUACUCUGCCAGCCAUGAGCCAUAAUAUAUGUUUUUUUUAAUUAGAAUUUAAUCUGUGACCGCGUUUACACACACCAUAAUAUUAUUUUUCGGUUCCAUCGCAGCUGAUACGCGUAUUUAUCCAACUAUGUAAGCCGCCUUGUCUGUUUGGGGCCUAAAAUAAAGAAAACACGAAUCUAUUUGAUACUCAGUAUUACAUCAAAUAUAAAUUGUGGCUGUAAUAAGUUAGAACCUCCGUUGAAAAUAAAUACAGAAAAACGUGUACGUCAAUACCUUUUCUUUAGAAAAAGUUGGCUAAGAUUUAACACUGUCAGUAUUGUCACAGAGUAAUUUAAAAAUAUAAUGUUAACAGUUUAUUACAAAUUACAGGCCAUGCUUAAGUAAAUGCAAUUCUAUUUAUAGAGGAAAUAAUACUAUUCAAAUUUGUAAAAGUAUACCUGAGUCAAAUGUUUUGGGUACGUUUAAAAUUGAAUGGUGCUUAUCUUUGUAGAUAAAUUUCAUGACGCAUACUCAACUCACAUGGUUGAGCUAGUUUCGUAUAAUUAAUUAAUUAAUGGAAACAAUAUGAUCGAAUUAUAAACGCUAGUGAUGUAUUAAAUACUCACAAAAUUGCAAUAUAACUUAAAACUUUUUGGUAGCGAAUAUCUGUGUUAAUAUAUUUUUAUCUCAACUAUUUUUCUGUACUAUACCAAAGCUUUUUUUGCUGUCAUAAUUGAUAUGGUAAAAAGUAAUUACCAACAAUAAAUCUCAUACAUCAAGUUUCUAUGGAGUAACCUUGCCAAUAGAUCGUAUUUUUUUUUAUUAAACUACGUAAUUUAAAUAUUAAAAUAGAGUAAAUUUAUACAGUUUUAAUACAUGUUUAAUCUGUCGAUGUUAGCGAACACUACUUAUAACACUAAACCUAUUUUUAAACUGACUUCUUAGUUCAGACGACUGUACCUUUUACCUCGAUACUUAAGGCUCAAAAGCCACUUACUAUACAAACGAAUGAUAAAGACGGUGCUUUUAUUUAAAUAAGCUUAAAAGUAUUUACGUUUCUAUUUUGCCAGUGCACUGGCAUUUGUCUUUUGCGUCACUACUUUUUUCACGCUUGCUUAUUAUGAAUACUUCUCGUGAUGAGCCUAUGAAGUAUAAACACGUUGGCCAUUGAAAAAGCGCCCCAAUUUUAUGAGUAUUAGUGAUAAUUAUUGUACAAGAUAUGAAUUUGUGUGAUAUGAUUUGUGAUCUAUUGUUAUUUGAUAUGCGAUUAAAUAUUCAUUUAGGAAAACUCGUGUACGCUGUUAGGCAAAGGCCAUAUACAGUGUAUUUUAUUUUUAAUUUUGUUAGUACAAGUUCCUCUGAAUGUAAAGUAUUAUAUGUAAUCCCUACGCAACGCAACUCAUAGCAUAUUAUUAAAGAUAUUAUUUAUUAUUUUUACGCUUGAAAAGUAAAAAAAAAUGUUUAUAAUUUACGCAACAUUCUGGCUUUAAAGUAUUGCUUACCUCUCGAUGUUUUGUAUAUUGUAUUUGAUAAGAAUGGUGUUUGUAUUGUGUACCUAGUGUUUUAGACAAUUUUUAAUAAAAUUUAAGGACAUUCUA
Molecule: messenger RNA, 8631 nt
Organism: Trichoplusia ni (cabbage looper)
Lineage: Eukaryota; Metazoa; Arthropoda; Insecta; Lepidoptera; Noctuidae
Gene: Abca3
Product: ATP-binding cassette sub-family A member 1
Exons: 31
Coding region: 219-5306 (1695 amino acids)
Biological process (GO): lipid transport; transmembrane transport
Cellular component (GO): membrane; intracellular membrane-bounded organelle
Molecular function (GO): ATP hydrolysis activity; ABC-type transporter activity; ATP binding
Source: RefSeq, a predicted model, not a curated record